Molecule: messenger RNA, 1750 nt
Organism: Benincasa hispida (wax gourd)
Lineage: Eukaryota; Viridiplantae; Streptophyta; Magnoliopsida; Cucurbitales; Cucurbitaceae
Product: transcription factor SRM1-like
Molecular function (GO): DNA binding
Source: RefSeq, a predicted model, not a curated record
CCACAAUGAGUAGAAUUUGGAUUUGGGUUUGGUCCUCUCUCGUUUUCUGCUAUGCAACUGCUUUACAGUUCCCCAUUUCCCCGCUUUCAUCACCAUUCGCAGUUAUUUGGUUUACAAAUAAAGAAAUCAAGAGAAACCCAUCAAAUUCCAUUUUCCCCACUUCCUUUCUGCUGCUUCUUUCAUGGAUUUCUUGUUCAUCUGGUCAUAAAGAUUUGCAGAUUCUGUGUCUUUUUGAGACCGAUAAAAGGUUUCUCUGAAGUUCCUGUCUUUCUCAGCUGUCUUAUUUACCGUCAUCUUCACCUGAAUCUAACUUUUGAGCUGUGGAGCAAAUCGCUUUGGAAAUCUUCACAUGUUUUAUCUGAGUUCCAUCAUUAUUAUUAUAGAUCAUAGAAGACCUUCAUAGAUUUGCUUGUUCUUUCUUUUGAAAAAUAAACACAAGGCUAGAUGACAGUGGAUGAAAAGAGUAAGAGCUCGAUUUGGAGUCGAGAACAAGACAAAGCAUUUGAGAAUGCUCUAGCUACUUAUCCAGAGGAUGCUUCAGAUCGUUGGGAGAAAAUUGUGGCUGCCAUACCUGGAAAAACUCUGAAAGAGAUUAAAGAUCAUUACGAGCUGUUGGUUGAUGAUGUUAAUCAAAUUGAAUCUGGAUUCGUUCCUUUGCCCUCCUAUAGUUUUUCUUCUUAUGGGUCUACAAGUCAUGCUAGUGAAGAGGGAACUGGAAAGAAGGGAGACUACCAUGGGAUUGACAAUAGUGAAUCUCAUAACGGAAGUAAAGCUUCAAGAUCAGACCAAGAGCGUAGAAAGGGAACCGCAUGGACAGAGGAUGAGCACAGGCUAUUUCUUCUUGGUUUGGACAAAUAUGGAAAAGGAGAUUGGCGAAGUAUCUCCCGAAACUUUGUGGUGACGAGGACACCCACUCAAGUGGCAAGCCAUGCACAAAAGUACUUCAUUCGUCUGAACUCAAUGAACAAAGAUAGAAGGCGGUCGAGCAUCCAUGAUAUCACCAGUGUUGAUAAUGGAGAUUUAUCCGCACCUCAAGGUCCAAUUACUGGUGAAGCAAAUAGUUGUGGAGGAGGAUCUACCAACAAAUCAACCAAACAGCCUUCUCGACCACCUACUGGAUCAUCAGGUGUCGGGAUAUACAGUGCUCCAACCGUAGGGCAGCCAGUAGGAUGGCCCUUUGUUUCGGCCAUUGGCACUCCAGUUAAUACUCCUCCACCAGCACAUGUGGCAUAUGCGGUGAGCUCACUGGUUACUAAACCACCAGUAAAUAUGAGCCCCAUAACAUAUUAAAUCUCUCAAGCAUCUGGUGAAAGUUCUAGGCAUUGGAAGAGAUGGUUCAAACCAGAGUGGUGAAACAGAUGCAAAAGCAUCUCCAGCCACCCCUGUUUUAUCUACUUCAUUGCCAUAGAAUCAGACCGCGAGCAGUUCAAUUCCGCUUCUUUCGAGUGGCGACACUCGCAGAAGUUCAUUUCAUGACCCUCAAUUUCAACAAUGUAGCAAUAUCAUUGCUCACAGAUUACCUAAUGGAGUUGAUACAGACAAAAGAUGACAUUCUAGGGGUGCUUGUUCUUCGUAGUAGUCUACUGACAAAGCUUUCUUUGAUAUUCUUGUUUAUGGAAAAAUUUGCAAAGGAUAGGUUGUACUUGUAGAUAUAUCCAUUUCAAUUACCAAAUUUCAGUCUCAAUUGUAAUCAAUACCGUAACUUCAUUCUAUGGUGAAAAUUAAUUAGUUAUCAAACGAGGAUUAAAUA